Molecule: messenger RNA, 642 nt
Organism: Condylura cristata (star-nosed mole)
Lineage: Eukaryota; Metazoa; Chordata; Mammalia; Eulipotyphla; Talpidae
Gene: C4BPB
Product: complement component 4 binding protein, beta
Exons: 3
Coding region: 1-642 (213 amino acids)
Source: RefSeq, a predicted model, not a curated record
AUGGCCGCCGUGGAGGCCACAGCAACGGCAGCCACGAUGGCAGUGGUUAAUCCAAAGUCUCGUCGCUGGCGAGAGUUAUUUGCACUGGCAGUGGAGGACCCCUACCUGGGAGCUCUGGGGACACCCCACAUCUGGAGCGGUCCCGCCCUCCGCUACGAGCCCACGGGACCUGCCCUGUGCCCGCAGACUUCUGAGACACCCCCCCCCCCCCGACAGCUGGUUGACCCACACGGCCCUCCGUAUGGGCUCAGGGUGGCCGUCACCUUCACCUGCGACCCGGGGUACCUGCUGGUGGGCGUGGCCUUGGUUUUCUGCACAGAGGAGGGCACCUGGAACUCCCCGGCCCACCACUGCGGAGAGGUGAACUGCAGCCUGCUGUGGCCGCUGGACGUCAUGGUGGCCUGUGAGGAGGGCUACACGCUGCAGGGCAGCCCCGGGAGCCAGUGCCAGGCCGACCGCUGCUGGGCGCCCCGGCUGGCCAUCUGCACGCCUCGCCCCUGGGGCAGCCUUUCUAGCCAACGUGCUCCUGGCCCUGGCCUUCGUCCUCCUCCUGCCCACCGCUGGCUCUUGCUGGGGUUAUCGCCAAAUGCAGGAAGUGCAAAGGUGCCGACAACACACCUGGGCAAGCAGCGACCCCCUUGA